UAGAUGGUAAUAGACCCAUUUCUUCCUUUGCAUUAGCAAGGAAGAGUUAGUUUGCUAGUCUAGCUUUUUUUGCUCGAGUUUUAAUCGCAUCUUCUUUCCUCUCGCCAAUAUACAUCAGUUGAACGACUUUUGCGAUUUUAUUGGCACGAAUCGCCGGGCGGACCAAUCUUGACCCUUUAGAAGGCUCUCGCAAACAACGUGACAGAGAACCGACAAAGACAGGCGACCUUUAGUACAUGAGAUCUAGAAAGGUCCUUAGUUUCGUUUAAGGGCUUUUUCGUUGGCGCUGUUUCAGUAGUGGCGUAGGUUCAACGAGAAAAAUUUUCUCUUUCGUGGUUGCAAACUUUCUGGUUUCGAAACGGGGGUUAAAACAUCAGCCUCUAAACUCCGACAUUCCAUUACACUAAAGACGCGCACAUCCGCCGCCUGAUUCAGCAAAGAGUAUCUCGCUCCGGAUCCGACGUAUUAAUCUCUCCAUCACCUGUUCAUAAAGGAAUGUCAUCUGACAUCACGUCUUAUAUUAUUUGCAAAGUUGCUGUGUUAAAGAACUAGAGAAAGUUUUAGUAAUCACAAGUGGCACACCAUUUGUUCUCAGAUCAAGAAGUAAGCGAAGGAAUGAGGACAAUACUUGGCACGGACCUUCGGACGUUCCUAGCAUUAAUAAUUUUUCUACUGCAGUCUCUAGGCAUCUAUGGUUUUAACUUGGAUACAGCCUCGCCUAAAGUCUUCGAUGGGCCUCCGAAGAGUGAAUACUUCGGAUACUCGGUUGCUCUUCAUUCGCGACAGAAUAAAUUCUGGGUUAUGGUUGGUGCCCCACUCAGUAAUGUUACAGGUAACGAUGGCUCACAGUUAAUCAAGUAUGGAGCUGUCUACAGAUGUGAAUAUACUGGCUUACAAGAAUGUAAAGUCAUUACAACUGACAACCGGCCUGUUAGAAAACAGUUCUAUUCAAAUGAGUUGGUGGACAUGGAGGUUAAGAGUGGACAGUGGAUUGGCGGCAGUGUGUACAGCACUGGCACUAAUGGAAGAGCUUUGGCUUGUGCACCCAGAUAUGUUUAUCGAGAUCUGCCCAAUGCUGCUGGCCUGCAGUACUAUUGGCUGUUGGGAAAGUGUUUCCUCAUUUCUAGUGAUCUUUCAGUUACAACAAGUGAACGUGUGCCUUGCAUCAGUGAAUCAAAGGGCAACAACUAUUAUGGUUACUGUGAGGCUGGGAUAAGUGCAGAAUACACUGUUGGAUUUGAUCAAGAUGUGGUGAUGGGAGCUGUCGGAAUUGCCCGAUGGAAAGGUGGAGUGUGGGUCUCUCCUUCCACUGGAAGUUCGAUAACUCAGGCUGUUUCACCACAAGACCAAAUCAAUGAUGGAGAUUACAUGGGUUAUUCAGUGACUAGUGGUCAUUUCUCAAGCCCAUCAAAUACAGAGCUUGUGGGUGGUGCACCAAGAGGUGCAGGACUGAAGGGAAAGGUUAUUAUCUACAAUUAUGAUGUGUCUAAUGAUCAGCAGCAACAAAUCAGUGUCAGUUCACCUCUGCCUCAACCUAAAAAUAUACCGACUGGCACCUAUUUUGGGAGUGUCUUAUGUGCAGUAGACCUUGAUGCAGAUGAGUUCUCAGACAUUCUCGUUGGUGCUCCCUACUAUACCUACAAAAAAGAUGAGGGGCGAGUUUACAUCUACUUAAAUAAUAAGCAGGGUGCUCUUAAUUUGCAAGAUGAAGUUCUUGAAGGAGAUAAGGUGUACAAUGCCCAAUUUGGAGCAGCCAUUGCAGCAGUGGGAGACCUGAACCAAGAUGGAUUCCAAGAUGUCGCUGUAGGAGCCCCAUUUGAAGGUGAGGAUGGAAGUGGUGCAGUGUACAUUUACCAUGGUAGCAGCAGAGGAGUUGAGACCUACUAUAGACAGAAAAUUGUAGGAUCACAAAUUAAAUCAGGAAUCAAGAUGUUUGGGGUGUCGAUCUCUGGUGGUGUUGAUGUGGAUCAAAACAAAUAUCCAGAUAUUGCAGUUGGUGCAUAUGGAUCAGAACAAGCUGUUAUUGUGAGGACAAGAAGUAUUGUGAACGUGAAAGGUGUCAUUCAGCUGAGUAAGUCCCAGAUAACCUUGGAGGGCAACGACAGUUUGUGUGAUGUGGAUGGAGCUAAACAUAAGUGUGUGAACAUGACAGUGGUUUUCCAGUACACAGAUCAGGUUUCGUCGAGUGGCAGCCAAGGUCUGUACAACUUAAGGUAUUCUGUGGAACUGGACAAGGGAAAAGAAUCUGAUGCAUUGCGUCGUAUGUUUUUUUGGAACCCGUCUACGAAGAAGAAGAGCUUCAUCAUGAGCGGGACCUACAAUAUUUCGACUCAGAACCAAUUUUAUUCCCUUCCUACAGAAACAGUAUAUCUGUUGGAUAAGAAUGAAGUUGCAGAUGUCGGCUCACUACUCACUUUUGACUUGAGCUUCUCAUUGCCCGCAACUGGUUGUACUGGUUUAUGUCCGGUUCUCAACAGCUAUCUGCCUGAUAACUACCGAGGAACGGUUGCUUUUAGAAAGAAGUGUAAGAAUCAGCUAGCUUGUGUGCCAGAUCUGGCUGUUAAUGGUAGCAUUUUGUAUUCACCAGGAGACCUGAAGCUUAAAGAAGUUCGAAUUGGGGUUAUCAGAUAUUUCACUGUUAUGCUGACUGUCACGAAUAAAGUUGAAGAUUCUGCGUACUACUCCACUAUCACAAUGAAACUCCCUGCUGAUCUGGACUACAUCGGACCCACACAGUUCAUAGAAUGUGAAAGAGGUGAUCCAGACAAUGGAACCGUGGCUGUAACUUGUAACGUUGGCAACCCACUCCUUGGUAAAGUCAGGAAAACAUUUGGAGUCAAGUUUGCACCAGGUUCUGUGAAAAAAGACUUUAAGAUUGAAGUUGAAGCAUCAAGUCAAGAUACCGAUGGCAACGACAAGGACAACAAGAUAGAGUUUAUGGUUCCCGUAACAUUUGAAGCGGAUUUGGAAGUGAAGGGGUCAACUAAACAAGAUCAAGUGGUAUAUACAGGACCUGUGAAAGACGACAUAAACAAUUUGGAGUCGAUUGGGCCAGAAGUGAUCACAACGCUGACGAUUCGGAACAGGGGUCCGAGUGUUGUUGAUGGGACGAGAGUUACCGUCAAUUUUCCCAGUUUGUUUAAAUCGUCGGACCCCAAAAGUUACCUGCUCUAUCUUAUACACGUUGAACUUGAAGGUGCCUCAGGGACGUGUGAUGCGAAGGUCAACCCUUUGGGCCUCAAGGAGUCUAAUUCCACUGAUGAAUCAGUGGAUAACAAGCAAUCACGCAAACGGCGUGACACAGAAAACACGAUUUUGGGCUGCCGCACCGCAAGCUGCAGCUCAUUCUCUUGCAAUCUGGGUCAGUUGAAGUUAGGUGACAAGGUGGAUAUCAAGAUGACUUUCCGCCUAUGGAUAAACACUCUCAUCAAGGAACUCGAUCCACCCAAAGCCGUUGACCUCGAGACCACAGCCAAGAUAAAAGUUCCCAGUAUAAUUACUCAGCCAAACCUGAACAAUGACCAGGUUACGAUUAUAACAACAGCCAAACCAGCUCAGACCGAGGCACAGAAAAAGAAGGUAGCCUGGUGGGUGAUUUUGCUCUCUGUCCUUGGUGGUGUUCUCUUGGUGGGCGGGGUCGUCGCAGGCCUGUACAAAUGUGGAUUUUUCAAAAGGAAACGUAUAAAAGAUAUCUCGGGUCCUAUGGAAGAGAGAGAACCAAUGGCACUAACAAAAUGAGCGUGACUUGCGUGA
Molecule: messenger RNA, 3753 nt
Organism: Pocillopora verrucosa
Lineage: Eukaryota; Metazoa; Cnidaria; Anthozoa; Scleractinia; Pocilloporidae
Product: integrin alpha-9-like
Biological process (GO): cell adhesion mediated by integrin; integrin-mediated signaling pathway; cell-matrix adhesion
Cellular component (GO): integrin complex; external side of plasma membrane
Molecular function (GO): integrin binding
Source: RefSeq, a predicted model, not a curated record